AUCGAGCUGGGAGCCCGAGAGGCCGGGAUGCUUUUCUGCCGGCCGCCCAGCCUUGCCACUCUAUUCCCGGGAGUUUUUCCUUCCCACCUCGGGCCCCGGGAGGUGGGAGCGGGGUCUUGAGGAACUCGCCUGGCCCGGGGAGAGGUGUCGGGGCUCAUUGCAGAGACUUAUCUUGUUCCCUCCCUUCUUCUCUGCCGUUGUAGUUUUACAGGGGCAAGUCCUGUCCAACGUGUACGGCGAGGCCCCGGCCACUGCUUUAAUGAGCAGUAGGUGUGGAGACGGAACAAUUUCGUGACCUCGAAUCUCUUGCACUUCUAUACCUCUCUGCCUCCGUGUCCAUAACACUUGCUGGUCACCCUUCAAAAGUCUCCAGUCCCUGAUGUCCAUUCCUAAAGUUACUAGUUUAUAAGCGUCUCGAGUUUCGUGACCUUGUCCAGUAGAAGGCUAUUUAAUUUUCACAACUGCUUGAAUUUUGACAUACAAGAUGAAGCAAGAUGCCUCAAGAAAUGCUGCCUACACUGUGGAUUGUGAAGAUUAUGUGCAUGUGGUAGAAUUUAAUCCCUUUGAGAAUGGGGAUUCAGGAAACCUAAUUGCAUAUGGUGGCAAUAAUUAUGUGGUCAUUGGCACGUGUACGUUUCAGGAAGAAGAAGCAGACGUUGAAGGCAUUCAGUAUAAAACACUUCGAACAUUUCACCAUGGAGUCAGGGUUGAUGGCAUAGCUUGGAGCCCAGAGACUAGACUUGAUUCAUUGCCUCCAGUAAUCAAAUUUUGUACUUCAGCUGCUGAUAUGAAAAUUAGAUUAUUUACUUCAGAUCUUCAGGAUAAAAAUGAAUAUAAGGUUUUAGAGGGCCAUACCGAUUUCAUUAAUGGUUUGGUGUUUGAUCCCAAAGAAGGCCAAGAAAUUGCAAGUGUGAGUGACGAUCACACCUGCAGGAUUUGGAACUUGGAAGGAGUGCAGACAGCUCAUUUUGUUCUUCAUUCUCCUGGCAUGAGUGUGUGCUGGCAUCCUGAGGAGACUUUUAAGCUAAUGGUUGCAGAGAAGAAUGGAACAAUCCGGUUUUAUGAUCUUUUGGCCCAACAGGCUAUUUUAUCUCUUGAAUCAGAACAAGUGCCAUUAAUGUCAGCACACUGGUGCUUAAAAAACACCUUCAAAGUUGGAGCCGUUGCAGGAAAUGAUUGGUUAAUUUGGGAUAUUACUCGGUCCAGUUAUCCUCAAAAUAAGAGACCUGUUCACAUGGAUCGAGCCUGCUUAUUCAGGUGGUCCACAAUUAGUGAAAAUCUGUUUGCAACCACUGGUUAUCCUGGCAAAAUGGCAAGCCAGUUUCAAAUUCAUCAUUUAGGACACCCUCAGCCCAUCCUCAUGGGUUCUGUAGCCGUUGGAUCUGGACUGUCCUGGCAUCGAACUCUCCCUCUGUGUGUAAUUGGAGGAGACCACAAGCUGUUGUUUUGGGUGACUGAAGUAUAAAGUGUUUUCUGUACCUUAGAUUCACAAACUUUGUAUUUUUAAUACAUAUUUUGAAGAAUUUCUAUAGUACAUAUUUUGAAGAAUUUUUAUAUCAAAUAUACCGUAUACUUUAGAAAAUGUCUCAGUUGCUUUUAUUAAAUAAAAUGUUGAUGGUUUGAAAAAUUA
Molecule: messenger RNA, 1630 nt
Organism: Pan troglodytes (chimpanzee)
Lineage: Eukaryota; Metazoa; Chordata; Mammalia; Primates; Hominidae
Gene: NUP37
Product: nucleoporin 37
Exons: 10
Coding region: 485-1465 (326 amino acids)
Cellular component (GO): nuclear pore outer ring
Molecular function (GO): protein binding
Source: RefSeq, a predicted model, not a curated record